AUGUCAAACUUAACCGAUAAUAAUGCUACUAAUCGAAUAUUAUCUUCAUCAAUUACGACAAGUAAUACUACCUAUUCACAAUCAUCAUCAUUUAAUAAUCGUACGACAAAUACAACUAAUGAUUGUGAUCGAUCAAUAUCGUCGUCAUCACCAUCAACAACAACUUCUACGCUUGGUUUAACAGCUAUGGGUUUAGCAGCAGCAAGUUUUGUUGCUAUAACAUCUAAUAAUACAACAAAUUCAGACAAUACAGAAUGUGAUUCAAAACGUAAUGUUUCAACACCAUUCAAAUUACAUUCAAAUACAUCUGAUGAUCAUUAUGCUAGUUUUUCUGCUUUAAAUCGAACAUUAUCUCAACCUCCUCCAUCAUCAUCAUCAUCAUCAUCAACAACAUCACCCUUCAAUAUUAUUAAUCAAUCAUCAAAUCAUAAUUUACAAUUUAUUUCUAAUCCAACAGGUCAUUCAGAUAGUGGUGCAUUCAAAAAAAUAAAACAUGAAUCACUUUUAUUAAAUACUCAUCCAUAUCAUCUUCAAUCUUACAAUCCACACUAUCCACAUGUACCUCCACCAUCAUUAAAUCUCCAAUCAACAUCUACUAAUCAUACAAAUAAUGUUUCUCCGACACAUUCAACAAAUUCAAGUCAAUCUUCACAUCAUUCAUUAUCAAAUCCCGGUGGAGGUCAAUGUCCAACACCAGCACGACGUCGACAUCGAACAACAUUUACACAAGAACAAUUAGCUGAACUUGAAUCAGCAUUUGGAAAAAGUCAUUAUCCAGAUAUUUAUUGUCGUGAAGAAUUAGCACGAAUUACAAAAUUAAAUGAAGCUCGUAUUCAGGUUUGGUUUCAAAAUCGACGAGCUAAAUAUCGAAAACAAGAAAAACAAUUACAAAAAGCUUUAUCACCAGUUCUUUCGCCAUGUAAUGCAAUGAUGAGAAAUUUUUAUCAAGCAUCAACUGGAAGACCUUAUCAAUAUGGUACAACAGGAACGUCAACAACAGGUACAAAUAGUGUUGUUUCAAAUCAAAUUCGUUAUCCACCAACAGCUGUUGCAUAUUCACAAUUUUCACCAUUAGCUACUGCCGGUAUUCGACAGGACAAUCCAUUACAUUUUCAAGAUACGGAUUGGUAUAAUAAAAGUCUCUCAUCAUUUCGUGUCGAUCAUACAUCAAUGCUUCAUUAUCCAGCUUGA
Rotaria sp. Silwood2 is the source of this 1191-nucleotide messenger RNA. NCBI's taxonomy places the organism in Eukaryota, Metazoa, Rotifera, Eurotatoria, Philodinida, Philodinidae. The record is from the annotation of a GenBank genome assembly.